Molecule: messenger RNA, 4077 nt
Organism: Nycticebus coucang (slow loris)
Lineage: Eukaryota; Metazoa; Chordata; Mammalia; Primates; Lorisidae
Gene: TPO
Product: thyroid peroxidase
Exons: 19
Coding region: 1-4077 (1358 amino acids)
Biological process (GO): thyroid hormone generation; response to oxidative stress
Cellular component (GO): membrane
Molecular function (GO): calcium ion binding; heme binding; iodide peroxidase activity
Source: RefSeq, a predicted model, not a curated record
AUGAGAAUGGUUAUAGUCCUGGCCGGCACGCUGGCCAUAAUCGGCACCCACCUUUUCUUCACUUUCAUCUUAAGAGGCAAAGAACUCCUUUGGGUGGAGACUGAGGAAUCACGUGUCAUCAGUGUUGUGGAGAAGAGCAGGUUCCUGGUGGACAGCACCAUCUGCCACAAUAUGGAAAGAAACCUCAGAAAAAGGGACAUCAUUUCCCCAGCUCAGCUUCUGUCUUUCUCCAAACUCCCGGAGCCAACCAGCAGAGCUGUUUCUCGAGCAGCAGAGAUAAUGGAGACUUCAGUGCAGGCGCUGAGAAGAGCCUCCCACCUGAACCAGCAGUCAAGGGGUCCCACAGAUGCCUUCUCAGAGGACCUGCUCGGUCUAAUCUCCAACAUGUCGGGAUGCUUGCCCUUCAUGACACUGCCCACCUGCCCGGACACCUGCCUGGCCCGCAAGUACCGGCUCAUCACGGGCGCCUGCAACAACAGAGACCACCCGCGGUGGGGCGCCUCCAACACAGCCCUGGCCCGAUGGCUGCCUCCCGACUACGAAGAUGGCUUCAGUCAGCCCCGCGGCUGGAACCACGGCUUCCUAUAUAAUGGGUUUCCCCUGCCCCUGGUACGGGAGGUGACACGAGAGGUCAUUCAAGUUUCCAAUGAAGCUGUCACAGAAGAUGACCAGUACUCUGACCUCCUGACAGUGUGGGGACAGUACAUUGCCCACGACAUGGCCCUCACACCCCAGAGCACCAGCAGAGCUGCGUUUGGAGGCGGAGCUGAUUGCCUGCUGACCUGUGAGAACAGAAGCCCGUGUUUUCCUAUUCAGCUCCCAGAGAACACCCCGCUGGCCGCCCGCCCUGCCUGUCUGCCCUUUUACCGCUCAUCGGCGGCCUGCGGCACUGGGGACCAAGGUGCUCUCUUUGGCAACCUGUCCAAUGCCAACCCGCGACAGCAGAUGAACGGGCUGACCUCUUUCCUGGACGCCUCCACGGUGUACGGCAGCUCCCCUGCCUCGGAGAAGCAGCUGCGGAACUGGACCAGCGCCGAGGGGCUGCUUCGGGUCAACACGCGCCACCAGGACGCGGGCCGCGCCUACCUGCCUUUUGCGCAGCCACCUGCGCCCGCGGUCUGCGCGCCCGAGCCCGGCGUCCCCGGAGCGGUCCGCGCCCCCUGCUUCCUGGCUGGGGACGGCCGCGCCAGCGAGGCCCCUUCCCUAACUGCAGUGCACACGCUGUGGCUCCGCGAGCACAACCGCCUGGCCAUGGAGCUCAAGGCCCUUAACGCGCACUGGAGCGCGGACGCCGUCUACCAGGAGGCGCGCAAGGUGGUGGGCGCCCUGCACCAGAUCAUCACCAUGCGUGAUUAUGUCCCCAAGGUCCUGGGCCCAGAGGCUUUCAAGCAGCACGUAGGGCCCUAUGAGGGCUAUGACCCCACUGUGAACCCCACUGUGUCCAACGUGUUUUCCACGGCCGCCUUCCGCUUUGGCCACGCCAUUGUCGACCCGCUGGUGAGGCGGCUCGAUGCCCACUUCCAGGAGCACCCCAGCCUCCCCAGGCUAGCUCUGCAUGACACCUUCUUCAACCCGUGGACGCUCAUCCAUGGAGGUGGUUUAGACCCUCUGGUCAGAGGCCUUCUUGCAAGACCAGCCAAACUGCAGGUACAGGACCAGCUGAUGAAUGAGGAGCUGACACAGACACUCUUCGUGCUGCCCAACUCCAGUGCCCUGGACCUGGCAUCCAUCAACCUGCAGCGCGGCCGAGACCACGGCCUGCCAGGUUACAAUGCCUGGCGGCAGUUCUGUGGCCUGCCCCGCCUGGAGACACCUGCCCACCUGCACACGGCCGUGGCCAACAGGAGCAUGGCUGACAGAAUAAUGCGCUUGUACCAGCAUCCGGACAAUGUGGACGUCUGGCUGGGGGGCCUGGCUGAGGAUUUGCUCCCGGGGGCUCGCGCUGGCCCACUGUUUGCCUGCAUCAUAGGCAGGCAGAUGAAGGCCCUGAGGGACGGCGACAGGUUCUGGUGGGAGAACAGUGGAGUCUUCACGGACGCACAGAGGCGUGAGCUGGAGAAGCACUCUCUGUCUCGAGUCAUCUGUGACAACACAGGCCUGCCCAGCAUGCCCGUCGAUGCCUUCCGAGUAGGAAAAUUCCCCCAGGACUUUGAGUCCUGUGAGGACAUCCCUGGCAUGAACCUGGACGUGUGGAGGGAGACCUUUCCUCAAGAUGGCAAGUGUGGCUUCCCAGGGAAGGUGGACAAUGGGGACUUCGUGCCGUGUGAGGAGGCCGGGAGGCGCGUCCUGGUGUUUUCCUGUCACCAUGGGUUCGAGCUGCAGGGCCAAGAGCAGGUCACCUGCACCCAGCAAGGGUGGGACGCCCCACCUCCCAUCUGCAAAGAUGUGAACGAGUGUACGACCCUGGCUCAGCCCCCCUGCCAGCCCUCCGCACGCUGCAAGAACACCAAGGGCAGCUUCCAAUGCGUCUGUUCUGACCCCCUCGUGCUGGCGGAGGACAGCAGGACCUGUGUAGACUCUGGGAGGCUCCCGCAGGCGUCUUGGGUCUCCAUUACUCUGGGCGCCCUGCUGGUCGGUGGCUUGGCAGGUCUCACCUGGACAGUGAUCUGCAGGUGGUCACGUUCUGAUGCUAAAUCCACACUGCCAAUCACAGAGAGAGGUGGAGAGGGAACUUCCCAAACGGGAUGUGGAAAACGUCAAGAAGUGGGGACUUCACGGCGUAGUGCUGCCUCCCCGGACAAGGAGCAGCGGAGUCAGUGCGGCACCGCAUGGGCCUCCGUGUCCCUGUGCAUGGCGGGGUCAGUGUGGCAUCACGUGGGCCUCUGUGUCCCUGUGCAUGGCGGGGUCAGUGCAGCAUCAUGUGGGCCUCUGCGUCCCUGUGCAUGGUGGGGUCAGUGCGGCACCACGUGGACCUCUGUGUCCCUGGGCAUGGAGGGGUCAGUGCAGCAUCACGUGGACCUCUGCGUCCCUGUGCAUGGUGGGAUCAGUGCGGCACCACGUGGACCUCUGUGUCCCUGGGCAUGGAGGGGUCAGUGCAGCAUCACGUGGACCUCUGCGUCCCUGUGCAUGGUGGGGUCAGUGCAGCAUCACGUGGACCUCUGCGUCCCUGUGCAUGGAGGGGUCAGUGCAGCACCACGUGGACCUCUGCAUCUCUGUGCAUGGAGGGGUCAAUGCAGCAUCACGUGGACCUCUGUGUCCCUGUGCAUGGAGGGGUCAGUGCAGCACCACGUGGACCUCUACGUCCCUGUGCAUGGAGGGGUCAGUGCAGCAUCACGUGGACCUCUGCGUCCCUGUGCAUGGAGGGGUCAGUGCAGCAUCACGUGGACCUCUGUGUCCCUGUGCAUGGAGGGGUCAGUGCAGCACCACGUGGGCCUCUGCGUCCCUGUGCACAGCGGGGUCAGUGCGGCACCGCGUGGGCCUCUGCGUCCCUGUGCAUGGCGGGGUCAGUGCAGCACUGUGUGGGCCUCUGCGUCUCUGUGCAUGGCGGGGUCAGUGCAGCAUCACGUGGGCCUCUGCGUCCCUGUGUAUGGAGGGGUCAGUGCAGCAUCACGUGGGCCUGUGCAUCCCUGUGCAUGGCAGGGUCAGUGCAGCAUCAUGUGGGCCUCUGCGUCCCUGUGCAUGGAGGGGGUCCUACUGGCAGAUCCCAAAUCCCCCUCUGCAUGUAGGAGCCUUUGCUCCUUCGGGAAACCCGGCAUUCCCAAGCGGAUCCUCAGCUGCCUUGUGGGAACAGGUGGAGCUCCCUGGCGUCGGAAACUGCGUAACAGGAGGGACACAGUGACCCAAGUCACCUGGGAGCACAGGUUCCGAAUGUACAACCCCUACCCUACUCCAGCCCUCACCGACAUGAGUCCUGGCCACCUCAUUUGGGGUGCGGCUUUUGAGCAAAGCGGCCUCUCAGUGGAGAAGAAAACGGGGAAACUUGACCCUGGCAAAUGCUGCGCGCACAGCACCACCUUCUGGGAGCAGGCAGACCGGGGAAUGAGGGUGAGAGGUCGGGGAAGAACACUCACAGAGGCACUCAUCUUCUGGACUUUGCUGCUGAGCUCAGAAAACGAAGGUAUCUGCCCCCCAAAGUGA